GGUUCUUCUGCGGUAGCUCUCCUUUGGAAUGAUAUUUUCAUAAUGAGCCGACAAGGUUAUGUGGCGACACCCCCGUAUUCUCAGUCCCAGCCUGGAAUGGGCCUUUCUCCCCCUCAUUAUGGACACUAUGGGGAUCCGUCCCAUGUAACUUCUCCACCAGGCGUGAUGAAGCAGCCCUCCGGGCCUUUGGGAGCCCCUGCUCCUUCAGGGCUCUUGCCCCCAGGCCCUUUACCUCCUGGACCCCCACAGUUUGGCCCAAAUGGAGCCCAUGCCCCAGGCCAUCCUCCUCAAAGAUUUCCGGGACCCCCACCUGUCAAUAAUGCGGCCCCCUCUUACGCAUCAGGCCAUGUAAUUCACUCUUCACGUCUUGUUUGUCAGAUUCAAGUGAUCGAGAGUGACAGGGCCACCAGAGGCGGGCAGGUCUACACUACCAACACCAGAGGCCAGGUGCCUCCGCUGGUCACCACGGACUGUGUGAUUCAAGACCAAGGCCACUCGAGCCCCCGGUACAUUCGCUGCACCACGUACUGCUUCCCGUGCACCGCGGACAUGGCUAAGCAAGCUCAGAUCCCACUAGCUGCCGUCAUCAAGCCCUUCGCUGACAUUCCACCAAAUGAGACCCCCUUGUACUUGGUCAACCAUGGCGAGAGCGGACCAGUGCGGUGCAACCGGUGCAAAGCCUACAUGUGCCCGUUCAUGCAGUUCAUUGAAGGCGGGAGGCGCUAUCAGUGUGGAUUUUGCAGCUGUGUGAAUGACGUCCCUCCAUUCUAUUUCCAACAUCUGGACCACAUUGGAAGGCGAGUGGAUCACUAUGAGAAGCCGGAGCUGUCGCUGGGAUCCUAUGAAUAUGUGGCUACGUUGGAUUACUGCAGGAAGAAUAAGCCUCCCAACCCACCAGCCUUCAUCUUCAUGAUCGAUGUCUCGUACAGUAACAUAAAGAAUGGACUGGUCAAGCUCAUAUGUGAUGAACUGAAGACCGUGCUGCAGAGACUGCCCAAGGAGGAGCAUGAAGAGACGUCUGCCAUUCGGGUUGGGUUCAUCACCUACAACAAAGUUCUGCACUUCUUUAAUGUCAAGAGUAAUUUGGCUCAACCUCAGAUGAUGGUGGUGACUGAUGUUGCAGAGGUCUUUGUUCCUUUGUUGGACGGGUUCCUUGUCAACUAUCAAGAAUCUCAAUCUGUGAUUCACAAUUUAUUGGACCAGAUUCCGGAGAUGUUUGCUGACUCUAAUGAAAACGAGACAGUCUUCGUUCCUGUCAUCCAGGCUGGCAUGGAAGCACUCAAGGCAGCCGAGUGCCCUGGGAAGCUUUUUAUCUUCCAUUCCUCCUUGCCUACUGCAGAAGCACCGGGGAAACUCAAGAACAGAGACGACAGAAAGCUGGUCAACACAGACAAAGAGAAGAUACUUUUCCAGCCCCAAACAACUGUCUAUGAAUCUCUGGCCAAGGACUGUGUGGCCAAUAGCUGCUCGGUGACGCUCUUCCUCUUUCCCAGUCAGUAUGUGGAUGUGGCUUCCUUGGGGCUGGUCCCCCUGCUCACGGGAGGGACCCUUUACAAAUACAAUGGAUUUCAGGUAAAUUCGGACAGCCAGCAGUUUUUGAAUGACCUCCGAAAUGAUAUUGAAAAGAAAAUAGGCUUCGAUGCCAUCAUGAGGGUUCGUACCAGCACAGGUUUCAGAGCCACCGAUUUCUUUGGAGGAAUAUUUAUGAACAACACCACGGAUGUAGAAAUGGCGGCCAUCGACUGCGAUAAGGCCGUGACUGUAGAGUUCAAGCAUGAUGACAAACUCAGUGAGGAUGCUGGAGCCUUGAUCCAGUGCGCUGUGCUCUACACGACCAUUGGCGGCCAGCGAAGACUCCGGAUUCACAACCUUGCCUUAAACUGCAGCACCCAGCUAGCAGACCUGUACAAGAGCUGCGAAACAGAUGUCCUUAUCAACUUCUUUGCCAAGUCAGCUUUUAAAGCAGUUUUGAACCAGCCUCUGAAGAGCAUCCGGGAAAUUCUAGUUAAUCAGACUGCCCAUAUGUUGGCGUGUUACCGGAAGCACUGUGCCAGUCCGUCUGCAGCAAGCCAGCUUAUACUGCCGGACUCCAUGAAAGUACUGCCUGUGUACAUGAACUGUUUGUUAAAAAACUGCGUGCUGCUCAGUAGACCAGAGCUCUCCACUGACGAGCGGGCAUACCAACGGCAGCUGGUCAUGACCAUGGGCGUGGCUGACUCCCAGCUCUUCUUCUAUCCACAGCUCCUGCCAAUACACACAUGGGACAUCAAGAGCACGGUGCUACCUGCCGCGGUCCGCUGCUCCGAGGCCCGACUCUCCGAAGACGGAAUAUUCCUGCUGGCUAAUGGUCUGAACGUGUUCUUAUGGCUUGGAGUGAGUAGCCCACCAGAGCUGAUUCAAGGAAUAUUUAAUGUGCCAUCAUUUGCACAUAUCAACACAGAUUUGACAUCGCUGCCUGAGGUGGGAAGUCCGCACUCCCAACAACUCAGAAUGAUAAUAAAUAAUAUCCAGCACAAGAAGCCAUACUCAAUGAAGCUCAUCAUCGUGAAGCAGCGAGAGCAGCGGGAGAUGGUUUUCCGGCAGUUCCUGGUGGAAGACAAAGGACUCUAUGGAGGAUCAUCUUACGUGGACUUCCUCUGCUGUGUCCACAAGGAGAUCUGUCAGCUGCUUAACUGAGUACCUCUCCCACCGAGCUUGCAUUUCUGUGGAGACGGUCUCCGACUUGGUGCCUAAUUUCCCCAAUGAUAGAUAGUAGGCUAGUUUUAAUUUCUUGAUCAUUUUCAGGAGAACUUGCCAAGACAGCACAUAGACCUUCAGCUCUGGUGCUCGGGUAGUAAGCCCGUGGAGUGUGGUGGUACCAUAAAGGGAACAGUCUAUUUCUGGCUGUCAAGCUUCUCAUUUCUAAAGCUGACAGUUUGCAUUUCAUAACUACAUAGUUUACAGAACCAUUCACUGUCUCAAUUUCCUUUCUUUGUGCUAGAUAUAUAAAUUAUUUUUCAAACUGUAUAGAUUCAUGGUAAAAAUGGUCUUGGUUCCUCUCUCUUUUGCCAUGAGAGGAAAAGGAUUUCAUUUUUACCUUAUACCUAAUGUUUUUAAAACUCCAUGACUACAUUGAACAGAUUUUUUUUUCAACUUAAGAUCUGCACAGCAGACUUUAAAAAACCCUAUAAUCUGUCUGGUAGAACAAUUUGUGUUCUCCUUUUUUCAUAAUUAUAUAUUGUCUGUUUAAAAUAUUUUCCAGUUGUUUUGUCUAUAAACGGUAUCUAUAUUCUUAAUGGUUCUUUGUACAAUUUUGAUGGUUUCUACCUGUAUAUAAUGGAUCUUAACCAAUAUCAAUAAAUUACUUCAUAUACUCUG
This is a messenger RNA of Myodes glareolus (Bank vole), 3357 nucleotides long. NCBI's taxonomy places the organism in Eukaryota, Metazoa, Chordata, Mammalia, Rodentia, Cricetidae. The record is from RefSeq and is a predicted model, not a curated record.